AUGCAACGACCACCAAGAUAUCCAGGACUUUCGUCUGUGGAGGAGAAAGUUGCGUUGGCUUUGGCUGAUAAAGAAGGAAUAGCACUGAAAAGACAAAGAGCGAUUCAAGAAGAAGCGGAAAAGAAAAGAUUGAAGAAAGAAGCCGCUGAUAGAGCAAAACAAAAAGCACUUGUGAAAAUGUUCACAAACCCGCGUACUCGUUGUCUGAGAUGCUUCGGCACCCAACCGAAAACCAAUCCAACAAAAGCAAAUCCAACAAAAACCAAUCCAACCAAAACAUCCUUUCGAUCCGUCAGUUGUCAAGUCAAACCAAAUAAUAUUCCGGGAUUCCAUUGUCUUCAAUACAUUGGAACAGAAUCGCAGUAUACUGGAGUUCAUUUUAAAGAAGACUAUGGUUAUAUCCGAACGAAAGUCGAAGUUCCUACUUUCCUCCCUUUCAAUGCUCCGAUUCCGGACAGCAUUCCUGAAAAAGUGUUGAGCGUUUGGGAUAAAGAAAAGAAAGCUGAGAAGGUUACAGCUAAAAAGGCUCAAGUUCAAGGAAUAAUAAGAAAUCCAGUCGAAACUGCACCAGUCGAAGAGAAGUAUUGCGGUCCCCUUCUGGAUGGAUCUGCACCUGAAAUGAUUGUGCCAUCUGGAGCACUGGGAAUGACUGAAACUCGGAGAAAACAACAAAUCAAUUAUCAACAAUCAAAAAGGAAAAGAACAGUCGACGCGGGUUUCGGUAUUUCUGAAGCGGGGCCACCGAAAUUUUACAAACCGAAAUCAUAUCAGCCAAUUGAUCAUUUGAAUUCGCACGAUUCUUAUUAUGAAGGAUCAAUGCCGUCGUCUUCAUCAUCGUUUCCAACAAUUUCUGAUUUCGAGUCAGAGCCAGGGAAUAUUGAUCCAAUCAGUCAAAGUAUCCUGCGUUGCAUAGAGAACUCAUUGACUGAAACUAGAGAAGAAUCAGAUUUUCCUAUCGAAUAUUCGAAUGAAAAAUCCAUAGAAGUUGACAAUCUCAUCGCUCAGGUUCACGAAUUCGCUGCUCCUAUUGAAGAACCAGCUCCUGAAUUGACCGAAGAGGAGAAGAGACGCAUCGAAGAUAAUGAGAAGGCGAUCGCUCGUUUCCGAGAAAUCGGUCGACGAAUUUGCGAGAUCGAACUCAUCGAUUUCUCGGCGGAUAAAGGGAAAAACGAUCGAAAAACGUUCAUGAUCGCUUCUCGAGGAGAAGAAAUUCUUGCGACUGUCAAACGGAAUCUGGCAGUAAUUCGAGAUAAGCUUGGAGAAUAUGCGAAAGGAACAAUCUUCGAUUACGUCGAUGAGUUGUCAAAUUCAUUUGCCGAUGUUACUCCGAAUGCAAUCACUCGUCUCAAUAUGGUUGUCGCUGAAAAAAUGAGACAAAACACAAUGCAAGAAGUGGAGAAAGCAGCAACAUCUUCGUUGGAGUCAGGGGAAUUCAAAACGGAAGACUUUGAAGUCAAACUUGAACCACCCGAAUAUACGGAAGAUUAA
Molecule: messenger RNA, 1488 nt
Organism: Caenorhabditis remanei
Lineage: Eukaryota; Metazoa; Nematoda; Chromadorea; Rhabditida; Rhabditidae
Exons: 5
Coding region: 1-1488 (495 amino acids)
Source: RefSeq, a predicted model, not a curated record